This is a messenger RNA of Solanum stenotomum, 1131 nucleotides long. Its product is annotated as protein SRC2-like. The transcript has a single exon. Lineage: Eukaryota; Viridiplantae; Streptophyta; Magnoliopsida; Solanales; Solanaceae. Bases 87 to 1049 code for a protein of 320 amino acids. The record is from RefSeq and is a predicted model, not a curated record. Gene Ontology annotation, biological process: defense response.
GCACAAGAAAAAAGAAGGGAAGAAAAAGAAGAAAUUCUUUAAUCAAUUCCCUUUUCUUUUCUGAAUCUGUUGAAUUCAACCAUAUAAUGGAUUGGCGUCCCUUUGAUGUUACGGUGAUCUCCGCCGCAGGCAUAAAGAAUGUCAAUUACUUUUCUACCAUGGAUGUUUAUGUCGAAAUUUCAAUCUUAGGUUAUGCAAAAAAUACUAAGAGGACCUUCAUUGAUAAAAAAGGUGGAACAAGUCCUAAAUGGAAUUACACAAUGAAAUUCACAUUAGACGAACCUUCUCUCACAAAGUCUGGCCUUUCCCUCUGUUUCCGUAUCAGAUCUUCUCGCUUUUUCGGUGAUAAGGAUAUCGGAAUUGUCUCAAUCCCUAUAAAUGAUAUCUUCGGCCAAUCUAAUUCCGGCCCUGAUGGCAGCGCCGAAAAAAUUGUGGAGUAUCAAGUUUUUACCCCUGUUAAUGGUAAACCUAGAGGUACUCUCAAGUUUUCUUAUAAAUUUGGGAAGAAAUAUGAACAAACUUCUGAACCAAUGUACAAAAAUGUAAAUCAACUUAAUAGUAAUUACAAUCAAAAUAUGCCUGUUACGGCUUAUCCAUAUGGCCAGACAGGGGCAAAUAAUAUGCCACCACCUGGCAUGGGGUAUGGCACGCCGAAUCCCAAUCAUGGCAUGGCGUAUCAACAACCUGCAGGAGGAGUAGGAUAUCCUCCUGCUGGUUAUAACGGUGGUGGAUAUCCUCCAGCUGGAUAUCCAACAUCAGGAUAUCCGCCAACAGGAUAUCCACCGUCUGGAUAUGGAUAUGUUCAGCAACAACAGCAGCAGCAACAACAACAACAACAACAACAACAAGUUUACGGAGGAUAUCCACCCGCGGUGCAACAAGUGCAAAAGCCACAGAAAAAGAGCAAUCUUGGAGGGAUGGGAGCAGGAAUGGGAUUGGGUUUGGCUGGAGGGUUGCUUGGUGGUAUGCUGGUUGGUGAAAUGAUUUCUGAUGAUACGGAUGCCUAUGAUCAAGGGUACGAUGAUGCCAUGGACGAUAUGGAUUAUUAAAAUGAGGUCUAUGAAUAUAUUUUGAGUAAUUCUUUUGUUUAUAUUGGAGAUACAUGAAAUUGGUCUUUGGGAUUUGAUUAAA